AUGUAUUAUGAAAAUGUUGAGCUAUCUUCUCCACAGGACAUUGUCAAUGGAUUUUCGAAACAUUUCAGACAAUCGCUGUCUGUAAAGUCAAGUCAGUCAAAUUCAUUUGAAUUUAUUCUGGACAAUAUUAACACCUUUGACAUUAAACAAAUAACUGAAAGUGAGGUAUAUAAUGCGUUAAGACAACUGAAGCCUACAGUGACAGCAGGUCCGGAUGCUGUUCCUUCUUUUCUGGUUAAGGAUUGUGCUGCUAUUUUGACCAAGCCAUUGUCUGGUUCGGUUUUGGGUCCUUUGUUUUUUAAUAUAUAUGUUAACGACAUAGUAAAACAGGUCAAUAUAGAAUGCCUAUUAUAUGCGGAUGACCUGAAGAUAUUUCUUGAAAUUAAAUCUCCUGACGAUUGCCAUGUUCUUCAGCGGAAUUUAGAUUUAAUAAAUGAGUGGUCCAUCACCAACCAAAUGCCGUUGAGCAAGGAUAAAUGUUGUGUUAAAACGUACUCCAGAAAGUUAUCCCUAAUUAGUUUCAAUUAUAGUUUGCAAGGAGUUGAUUUAAAACGACCUGAAUUCAUUCGAGAUCUUGGAGUUACAUUUGACUCAAAACUUAGUUUUGUUGAACACAUCAGGAUAAUAGAGGACUCAGCUAACAAAUGUCUGGGAUUUGUCAUCCGCAACACCAAAGAAUUUCAAGAAGUUCACAUUGUGAAAUUGUUGUAUUUUGCUUAUGUCCGCUCCCGACUUGAGUACUGUUCUGUGGUUUGGAGUCCUAUUUAUCAGGCUCAUAUCAGCACACUAGAGAGAAUUCAGCGCCGUGCUUUAAAAUAUAUGCUGUAUAAAAUUGACGGCUUAUAUCCUCUUAGAGGAGUGCCGAAUCAAACUCUGUAUGAACGUCUCAAUGUCAAGAGCUUAUUGUCUAGAAGAAGCAAUGCCUACAUUAUAAUGUUGCAUAAUAUAAUUAGUUACACAAUUAAAUGUGAAGAUUUGAUUGCUAUGAUUGGACUAAGAACACCUACUAUGAAUGUAAGAAAUUACUUCUUAUUUGAGCAAAAAUUUCCUAGAUCUAACGUGAUGAAAGCAUCCCCGUUUUAUCAAAUGCUAGAAAGCUAUAAAAAAUCUCAAUGUAACAUUGAUAUAUUUAAUUGCAAACUGAGAGAGCUAAAAACGGAAAUUAAGAAAUAA
This is a messenger RNA of Zophobas morio, 1173 nucleotides long. RefSeq lists its product as uncharacterized. Lineage: Eukaryota; Metazoa; Arthropoda; Insecta; Coleoptera; Tenebrionidae. Bases 1 to 1173 code for a protein of 390 amino acids. The transcript has 2 exons. The record is from RefSeq and is a predicted model, not a curated record.